This is a messenger RNA of Magnusiomyces paraingens, 3303 nucleotides long. RefSeq lists its product as uncharacterized. The coding region runs from base 1 to 3303 and encodes 1100 amino acids. Gene Ontology annotation, cellular component: plasma membrane. Lineage: Eukaryota; Fungi; Ascomycota; Dipodascomycetes; Dipodascales; Dipodascaceae. The transcript has a single exon. The record is from RefSeq and is a predicted model, not a curated record. Gene Ontology annotation, biological process: negative regulation of cell adhesion.
AUGGUCGACCCAGAACCCUCCAGUGCAAGACAAAGCCUUCGAGGUCCAACUGUCUCCUCCACAACAAAUCAACAACAGCAACAAUCUCAGAUUCACUACCAUCAUCAUCAUGCUUUCCCUAUUGCAAAUACAAUCUCAACAGAUUAUGACCCAGACCAUCGCUCUUAUACCCGGCAUACUGAAUCUUCCCAAUCGGCCCGCCCAGGGAAACUCCCAUCCUCAACCCGUGGCCAAAGAAGUUCUGCCGAGGCCGGGUCUCUUUCCGAAAUGGCAGCAUAUCUCUCAGCUUCUUCUUCCCUCUCUGGGUCAACACAACACCCAGGUGACCCAGAAGAUGAUGAUGACGACGAUGGAGAUGAUGACGAUGAUGAUGACGACGACGAAGAUGAUGUUGAAGAUGAUAAUGAUACCACUGGCUCCGCAACCUCCGAUGUUUCGGAAGAUGUAAUCAACACAAGUUUAGGUACUACAACAAAUACCACAAGUUCAACCUCUGCAAAUACUUUGAUAGCAGCUAUUGCAUCCCCUCGGCCGGCAUCUCCUGGCGCUCCUGUCCUAUCUUCAACUUCACAACCGACUCUUUCCGUUGUCACGGGACACCUCCAAGCAUCUUCUCACAUCCGACCUUCUACUCAAACGUCAUUUCCAACCUCUUGUUCUGAUGCAAUAAUUACAGACUCGGCAACCAUUGAUGACCACCAUCCUCUUACCCGUUCAUCAACACGCUCUUCCACAAGCUCAGGCCUCCACAGCGCUACCGGACCAAGCCCCGUGCUUCAAGCUUCUACCACAGCCCAACAGCUGGUCCAAAUCUCAUCAUCUUCAUCCUCUACUGCUGAUGACCACAACAUGCAUUCGAAUAUCAAACUGCCACAACCUCUUCAAACACCAAAUUCAUCUUCUUCAUCCUCCUCCUCUUCUUCUUCUUCUUCAGCAACUUCCUCUUCAAAAAGAUUUAGGUUCAAGCAUUACCACAAGCCUAAGGUCACAGAAUCCCCCAGACUUGUGUUUUUAUGCCAACAAUUCAUUAAUGAAGGAGACGCUGAGAGCUUGGCUCUUAUUGCACGCCGUCGUGGACUCCCGCCAAAGCUGCGCAGACAGGCCUGGCCUUUGCUUUUGGCUGCACACCCUUAUGUCAAGGAACCAAGUUUAUGUGUCGACUCGAUGGCCCGGCCAUUGCCGGCAAAAGAUUCGGUUCCGUCUAAACGCAUUGCUAAUGAAAUUGCAAGAUAUCGCAAAAAGUUACAGCAACAACAACUACAUCAUCCGAAAAAACAACCCGUUUCUAUAACGGGAGGCCCUGGCUCGGUCUAUUCGUCUUCUGCUACCUCUUCCGCAUCUUCAUCGGUAGUAUCUGCUUACCAGGCUGCCAGCUCCACAGCUGGGUCGUUGACUCAGAAUCAUACCCAAUUACAACAAAAACUUCAGUUACAACAGCAGCUGCAACAGCAACAGCAACAGCAGCAGCAACAGCAGCAGCAACAGCAACAGCAACAGCAACAGCAACAGCAGCAGCAACAGCAGCAGCAACAGCAGCCGCAACAGCAGCCGCAACAGCAACAGCAGCAACAGCAACAGUCACAACAACAAGAAUACUCGGUCGCCCAAAAAUCGCCUCUCGGCAUGCCUCCGCUCACACAAAGCUCGCUGGACACAGACCCGUGUAACUCAAGCACCGCAUCUUCACCCUUUGUUCCUGCUCCAAUCUUAGCUCCAGGUUUGGCCCCUGCUACAGCUCUGCAAAUUCCUACUGCAGAAGACUUGGAUAUCCGCCGUGGAGCCGUGAUUCAAGACGCUGUAGAAACUUUUCUACGCCGUUGGGGCCAUAUUAUGCCCUACGAUCCUGGCAUGGUUUAUACUGCAUUUGCUCUGGCUGAUUGGGUUGACCCGGUUCCCAUGGCUCACCACCACAAUCAUCACUACAAUCAUCAUCAUAACAAUCACCAUAGCCUUUUUGCUUCUUCUACCACUGCCACUCCUUCAGUGGCUUCGGCAAAUACAUCUGUCCGCUCGGCCGUGGGAAGCAGGUCCGCGUCACCAGCACCCCCAUUGUCUCCGGUUACAAACAACAAUACAUUUUCUUAUUCUUCUUCUUCUCCUUCUUCUUCAGACAAUGCAUCUUUUUCUUUGCAGUCCCUUGAAAGCCCUGCCUAUUCCUUUUCUGAGGUUUUUAAUAACCUCAUGCUAGUGCUGUGUCACACGCCCAUAGAUUCCGCGUCUUCAGCAGCAUUGCAGCCAAAUACCUCUACUACUACACUUUCCUCACCUACCGCUUUUAGCAGCUCGAGCCGCACUACUAGCAGUAACAAUACUACUACUACUACUACCACAGCCAAUAAUACCACUUCUGCAGACUCUACGAGACGCACUGAUAAUACAAAGAGCUCUACUACAGACCGCAUUUCGCUUUUUUUGACUGCGUUCCGUAACUUGCUCCCAGACCUUGCUGACCAUUUUGACGAAGAAGACGUGCUUUCAGGUAUUGGUGGCGACGAGUGGGUUCUCUACUGGAUCAAAUGGCUAGGUGCCAAAGUCUGGGAUAGGCGUGAUCGUGCCCGUAUCUGGGACAUGUACUUGGGUUGGCGCCCUACCUCUACUGCAGACUCGGACCACAAAUUUAGUGAGGCUGUGGUUCGAACCGCUUAUAAGCUCAAUUACUCAAGCUCGUCAUCAGAAAAUGUCCAGCAGCAACCAUUCAGCGAGUCCACCGACGGAACUUCAACCGUCAUUUCUAGUCCGGCCAUGCAGAAUGAUGUGGCCACAGUUUCCUUGGCUGGUGCUCUUGAAAGUGUUCCACUGGCCUCGCUUUCAUUGUCUUCAUCCUCUGCGUCGUCUAUUCACACUCCAGCGUCACCGUCUAGUUCUUCAUCUUCUCUAUCUUUGAAUGCAACUGCAGCUUCUGCCACCUCUGCGUCCACAGUGACACCCACUUUGGCUCCAGCUUCUGCACCUCCCAUUGUUCCCUCAUCACCGUCUGCGGUUGUUCCUUCUUCUCCAGCCACAAUCAAGCCUAGUUUUGUGCUUGACAUUUCGCAGCUUGAGCUUGAGCUUGGUCCGGACCCCUUUUGGACGGCGCUCGAUACUCCUGCAGGAAAGACGCGGAUGGAACCGUUGACGGAGCACUUGUUUGUGUGUAUUGCACUUCUUAAGUCGAAAAACUUGACACUGCUGGAACUGGACCAAUCGGAGAUUCGCGGGCUGCUUGGAAGAUUGUAUCGAUCAAAGGAUAUUGAAAGUAUUAUAAGUGAGGCAGGCGAGUUGUGGCGCAGCUGGCAAUAUGCGGAAGAACUUGAUGAUGUUUAA